AUGCCACGCUCUUUUCUGGUCAAGAAGCACAUAAACUCAGCAAAGAAGCCUAAUUAUAGUGAGCUGGAAAGCCCAACAGUAUUCAUCACACCGCACUUCUACAAGGGUCUCCCUCUGUCUGUCAUCCCCCAGCCGGAGAUCCUGAGCCCGGCCGUCUAUAGCCCCAUCACAGUGUGGACUACCAGCAACCUGCCGCUGUCCCCGCUGCCCAGUGACCUCUCCCCCAUCUCCGGAUACCCCUCAUCUCUCUCCGACACCUCCUCCAAAGACCACAGUGGCUCGGAAAGCCCGAGGAGCGAUGAAGACGAGCAGAUGCUGCCCAAGCUGACGGACCCUCACGGGGUGGAGGCGGAAAAGUUUCAAUGUACUCUGUGCAGCAAAUCCUACUCCACGUACUCUGGACUGCUCAAGCACAAGCAGCUGCACUGCGACGCCCAGACGAGGAAAUCGUUCAGUUGUAAAUACUGCGAGAAGGAAUACGUUAGUCUGGGAGCUCUCAAAAUGCACAUCAGGACUCACACCUUGCCUUGCGUUUGCAAAAUAUGCGGGAAAGCCUUCUCCAGACCGUGGCUGCUCCAAGGACACAUCAGGACGCACACGGGUGAGAAGCCUUUCUCCUGCCCGCACUGCAACAGGGCGUUUGCCGACAGGUCCAAUCUCAGGGCUCACCUACAGACCCAUUCGGAUGUGAAAAAAUACCAAUGCAAGAACUGCUCCAAAACCUUCUCCAGGAUGUCUCUUCUACACAAGCAUGAGGAAUCUGUUGGUUAUCUGAUCAUCAGUGGAGGGAAAAGCGGACUGAUCACAGGAGACCUGAUCCAGCUGUGUCAUGAGCCGCAGAGGAAACCACAGCUGAUAAGAGACCAGAGAGGACCCUGA
Molecule: messenger RNA, 879 nt
Organism: Menidia menidia (Atlantic silverside)
Lineage: Eukaryota; Metazoa; Chordata; Actinopteri; Atheriniformes; Atherinopsidae
Source: the annotation of a GenBank genome assembly